Cavia porcellus (domestic guinea pig) is the source of this 6633-nucleotide messenger RNA. It is a transcript of the gene Arhgap23, whose product is annotated as Rho GTPase activating protein 23. The transcript is spliced from 19 exons. NCBI's taxonomy places the organism in Eukaryota, Metazoa, Chordata, Mammalia, Rodentia, Caviidae. Gene Ontology annotation, molecular function: protein binding. The coding region runs from base 1584 to 5300 and encodes 1238 amino acids. The record is from RefSeq and is a predicted model, not a curated record. Gene Ontology annotation, biological process: signal transduction.
CGCAGCACUCUCUGGGCGGGGGCUGCCUGUUGCUUCAUUCAGCGCUGCUGUGUCUGCAGGCUGAAGGUGCUGGCCUUGGCAGGCAGGAACCCAAAGACGUGGCCCAGCGGGCCCUGCCAGACUGGCACGUUCUGUUGGUACCUGUGAGAGGUGCCUAGUCUCCACCUCCUCUCUGUGGACCCUGAGGAAGGGUCUCUGGGUAACCCCCAUGCACCAGGUCCCCCCAGCCACCCCGUCGUCAGCUUCAGGACAUGACACAGCCCACAGCACUGUGCCUAGUGUCUCACGGACACAGACCCGGCUGCAGGACAGAUGUCCCCCAAUGUCACAGCCUGCACAAAGCAGGGCCUCGAGACCCUCUCGUCCCCACCCUAUGGCAGGAACACUGUGGAGGUCUCAGGACAGCCUGGGCUCUUGCUGCACGAUGGAAACACCAGCUGUGCGUUAUCCCACGCAUGUACACACACCGCAGUUCCUCCUGCCCCUGCGGCCAGCAGUGUCACAGGAGCCCAGAUUCACACACCCAGAUGUGCAGCCUGCACCCUCUCCCCCACUCCUGGGCACACUUAGAACAUAGCACAGGAGGCGCCACCAAAGGCCACUGCCCCCAGAUGCCACCGCCUCCGCCCACACAGCCCUGGGCACAGUGCCUGACUCCCUGGUCUCACAGGCCCCACCACAUGCCAGCUUGCUUGGCCAGAAGUCGCUGCUCCCGUGUCUCCCAGGCCCAGGGAGCCCUGGACCAGCUGGUCAUCACUGUAAUCACAGGGCCACUGUUGGCACCAUGCCCCUUGGGAAACCUGCAGCCCUGACCUCAGUUGUCCCCUUGUGCCUGCUGGGGAGGGGGAAGAUGGUGGAAUGGGGCUCAGGGCCCAGGAAGAUGUGGGUCAGAAAUCUUGCCUUGGGCACCUCCCUGCAGACUGAGGCCAGGUGGGUUAAGAGGGGGUGACAGGCAGGACCAGGGUGGCCCACUCUCUCCCUCAGGAGGGGCAGAGCAGCCUCGGUCACAGCUCCCAGCCCUGCUCCCCGGUGGGCUCCAAGGGUCGGCAGCUCCCGAUGUUGGCAUCUGGGUCGUCCACAGCACCCCAGACCUCUGGUGGCCGAGGGCGGGGCCCAGGCAUUCCUGUGGUCGGCAGCCAAAGCUGCAGGCCAAUCGGGUCCCAGCAGCGGCUGACGCCACUGUCGACGCGCAGUCCCUCCACACCCAUCCUCCCUCUCCUCCUCCCACGGCCCUGGCCCUCAAGGAGGGAGCCGGUGCUGGGCGGGGGCGCAGGAGCUGCAGGGCAGAGGCAGACGAGGGGCCAGGACCCGGCACCAGGCUAGGCCAGACAGCCAUAGUCUGGGGCAUCCGCGGCAGGGCAGGGCGGGGUACAGGCAAGCGGGACGCUGUCCCCACCGCCCUGAAGGCUCCCUGAUGCGGGAGCCCAGCGGGAUGGCAGGAGGGAGAGGCCUACUCCCAGGACGCCUACCUGAAGGGGAACGAGCCCUAUUCUGGAGAGGCCCGCAGCAUCCCCGAGCCACCCCCGCUCUGCUACCCCCGAAAGACCUACGCCCCGCCAGCCCGGCUGUCCGCCUGGGCCACUAUGGUGCCUGAGCCCGCCUCGGCCCUGCCCAGCGACCCCCGGAGCCCCGCCGCGUGGAGUGACCCAGGGCCCCGCGUGCCACCCGCCACCCGCACCCCUUCGGAGCCCUCUUCCUCGGGGAUGAGCCAGCCCCGUCCGAGCCCCGGCGCCUUCCUUCACCUUCCCUCGGAGCCCCGGACGCCCCAAGCCUUCCCGGAGCCCAGCGGCCGGGUGCUCCCCAGCAGACUGGAGUGCCAGCAGGCCCUGUCACACUGGCUGUCCAAGCAGGUGCCCCGCAGAGCGGGGGAGAGCCGGUGCCCGGCCAUGCCGCCCCGUACCCGCAGCGCCUCCCAGGACCGGCUGGAGGAUGUGACUGCCCACCGCGUGUGGCCCUGCUCCACAUCCCAGGACGCCUUGAGCCAGCUGGGCCAGGAAAGCUGGCACCAGGCUCGCUCGGAGGAUUAUCUGGGCCGGGCCACUCGCUCUGCCGAGGCCCUGGGGCCAGGCGCACUGGGGUCGCCCCGCUUUGAGCGCUGCGGCUGGGCCUCCCAGCGCCCCACUGCCCGCACGGUCACCUGCCCCGCUCGGGAUCUGCCAGGGCCUCAGGCCCCACCUGUGCCCGGCCUGCAGGGCCUGGAUGACACUGGGUACGUCGGCUACCGCAGCUACAGCCCGUCCUUCCAGCGCCGGACUGGCCUCUUGCACGCACUUUCCUUCCGGGACUCGCCCUUCGGGGGGCUGCCCACCUUCAGCCUGGCCCAGACCCCCACGCCAUUCCCACCUGAGGCCUCUGAACCACCCAAGGUGUCCAAGCCCGAACCCAGCACCAGGGCCCUGGAGCCCCCCACCGAUGAUCACCGCGAGGAGGUGGUGCUGAGGCAGAAGCCACCCACUGGCCGCAAGGGUCCACCGGGCCCCACCAGGCAGAUGAACCUGGGCUUUGGGGAGGAGACCCUGGAGCCAGAGGCCGGUGGGCGAGGCGAGCGCCCGGGCCGGAGGGUGGCCCCUUUGGCCACCACUGAGGACUCCCUGGCUUCUAUCCCCUUCAUUGACGAGCCUACCAGCCCCAGCAUUGACCUCCAGGCCAAGCACGUCCCUGCCUCUGCUGUGGUCUCCAGUGCCAUGAAUUCGGCGCCCGUCCUGGGCACCAGCCCGACCUCACCCACCUUCACCUUUGCACUCAGCCGCCACUACUCGCAGGACUGCAGCAGCAUCAGGGCCGGGCGCCGCUCUUCCUACCUGCUGGCCGUCACCACUGAGCGCUCCAAGUCCUGCGACGAUGGGCUCAACAGCUUCCGGGAUGAGGGCCGGGCACUGCGGCGCCUGCCAAGUCGCGUGCCCAGCCUGCGGGUGCUCCGGAGCUUCUUCACUGACGGGUCCCUGGAUAGCUGGGGCACCUCCGAAGAUGCUGAUGCCCCUUCGAAGCGCCACUCAACCUCUGACCUCUCGGACACGGCCUUCAGUGACAUCAGGAGGGAAGGCUGGCUGUCUUACAAGCAGGUCCUCACCAAGAAGGGGAAGAAGGCGGGCGGCGGCCUGCGCCAGUGGAAGCGGGUGUAUGCCACGCUGCGGGCACGCUCGCUCUGCCUGAGCAAGGAGCGGCGGGAGCCCGGGCCGGCGGCGGCGGGGGCUGCGGCGGCCGGCGCAGGUGAGGAGGAGGCGGCGGCGCCCGUCUGCAUCGGCUCCUGCCUGGUGGACAUCUCCUACAGCGACACCAAGAGGAGGCACGUGCUCCGGCUGACCACCGCUGACUUCUGUGAAUAUCUCUUUCAGGCUGAGGACCGCGAUGACAUGCUGGGCUGGAUCAGAGCGAUCCGGGAGAACAGCAGGGCCGAGGGCGAGGACCCCGGCUGUGCCAACCAAGCUCUGAUCAGCAAGAAGCUUAACAAUUACCGCAAAGUGAGCCAUGGCUCUGGGCCCAAAGCUGAGGCCUCCCCCAAAGUCUCUCGGGGGCUGGGGGGGCUCAAGCCGGAGUUCCUCCGGCAGAGUGCGGCCCGCGCCCUCAGGACACAGGAGCAGCCCGCGGGGAGCAAGGAUGACAGUGCAGCUGCCCCCAAAACCCCGUGGGGCAUCAACAUCAUCAAGAAGAACAAGAAGGCCGCCCCGCGGGCCUUCGGGGUCCGGCUGGAGGAGUGCCAGCCGGCCACAGAGAACCAGCACGUGCCCCUGAUUGUGGCCACCUGCUGUCGCAUCGUGGAGGCCCGGGGGCUGGAGUCCACCGGCAUCUACCGGGUGCCGGGCAACAACGCUGUGGUGUGCAGCCUGCAGGAGCAGCUCAACCGUGGACUCGGGGACAUCAACCCCCAGGACGAGCGCUGGCAGGACCUCAACGUUAUCAGCAGCCUGCUUAAGUCCUUCUUCCGGAAGCUGCCCGAGCCUCUCUUCACCAACGACAAAUACAAUGACUUCAUUGAAGCCAAUCGCAUUGAGGAUGCCAGGGAGCGGAUGAAGACGCUGCGGAAGCUGAUCCGGGACCUCCCGGGCCACUACUACGAGACGCUCAAGUUCCUAGUGGGCCACCUCAAGACCAUCGCAGACCACUCAGAGCAGAACAAGAUGGAGCCCCGGAACCUGGCCCUGGUCUUUGGGCCGACGCUGGUGAGGACAUCGGAGGACAACAUGACAGACAUGGUGACCCACAUGCCCGACCGCUACAAGAUCGUGGAGACGCUGAUCCAGCAUUCAGACUGGUUUUUCAGCGAUGACCAGGACAAGGGCGAGAGGACCCCCGUGGAUGACAAGGAGCCCCAGGCGGUGCCCAAUAUUGAGUACCUGCUGCCCAACAUCGGCAGGACGGGGCCCCCUGGUGACUCCGGCUCAGACUUCACCACCUGCAACUCGGCCAAGUCCAAGGCCCCGUGGGCGCCCCGGAAGGAGCCGUGCACGCGGGAGAUGCUGGCGAUCUCCUUCAUCUCGGCCGUCAACCGCAAGCGCAAGAAGCGGCGCGAGGCGCGGGGCCUGGGCAGCAGCACGGACGACGACUCGGAGCACGAGGCCGCCCAGGCCGGGGUUCCGGGGGGCCCCGAGCCGCCGCCGCCCCCCGCCACGCUGGCGCCAGACGCACGCUCCGUGGUGUCCGGCUACUCCACUCUGUCGUCGGCCGAGCAGGGCACGCGGAGGGCAGGCGCGGGCGACGAGGCGGACGACGAGCGCAGCGAGCCCAGCCUGGCGGGCACCGACACGGAGGGCGCGCGGGGGCGCCGGCCGUCGUUCAGCUCGCACCGCCUGAUGGCCGGUGACACCCUGGCGCGCCGCCGCCUGAGCCGGGGCCGCGCCAACCCCGAGGACGACCGCGCGCCCGCUCCCGGCUCCGCCUCGUCCAGCAGCCAGGAGUCGCUGCGCCCCGCGGCGGCCGCGGUGGCGCUGGGCGCGCGGCCUUCGCGCCUGGAGACGCUGCGCCUGCGGCUUCGGGGCACCGCCGACGACAUGGCCGUCCGCCUGCGCCGCCCGCUGUCUCCCGAGACCCGGCGACGCCGCAGCAGCUGGCGGCGCCACACGGUGGUGGUGCAGAGCCCGCUCACCGACCUCAACUUCAACGAGUGGAAGGAGGCGGGCGCGCAGGACACGACAGGCGCGCGUGCGCACAGCGACAACAAGGACUCGGGGCUCAGCAGCUUGGAGUCCACCAAGGCUCGCGCCUCGUCAUCUGCCGCCUCGCUGCCCCCCGGGGACCUGGGGACCCUGCAGGGUGUGGCCCCGCGCCUGGCCUCCACCUCCCACCUCCACCCAUGUCUCUGACCCGCGCGUGCACCCCACUCCAUCCCCCCCCCAUGCACUGGGGCCCUGGACCAUCCGGCCGGGGCAGGAGGGCUGCAGGUCACCCCUAGUUUGUGCCGGAAUGGAGAGGAAUGGAGACGGGGGGCCUGGGGUCUGUGUCCCCGUGUGUGUGUGUGUGUGUGUGUGUGUGACCGAGUAGGCCCUUCAGUGUCUGCCCCCACCCUGUUGACCGUGGAGCAUGGGUCUGGAAGCCCCAGGUCCUAGGCCGGCCUUGGGCUCCUCACUGAGGCGGGGUGUGGGUGUGGGGAGCCCAUGCGUGGUGGGCGUGAGGGAGAGGGCUUGUGUAUGUGCUUGUGCAUCGUCGCUGUCCAAAGAUGCUGCCGGUAGCAAUUCUGCUCCUCCACUGCCCCCCCCCCAGCCCCCAAGGCCCUUCCUUUGGGACACUCAGGGUUCUGUCCCUGCCCCUCUUCAGAGCCAGAGAAGGGGUUGGGCCACAGACGCAGGACUGAAACCCUUUUGCUAACUUCCAUGUCGUUCCGGGCAGCGAUCUGAUGGUAGGGAGAUACUGAUCCCAGCAGUUUGAGGAGGGUCGGGAUCCCCUUGCCUGUACCCUCCUUUUUUGUUUUGUAUUGGGUGUUUUGUUUUUGGAUUUUUUGGGGGGGAUGGGAUCUCAAUAUAUCACCCAGGCUGGCCUUGAACUUGUGGAGAUCCUCCUGUCUCAGCCUCCCGGGUGCUGGGAAGACGUGUCCAGCAGCACACCCAGCCUCCUCUUCCCUUUUUGCUCCCCCAUCUGUGCCCACUCUUCCUCAGCUCAAGCACGGGGACUGCACCUUCUUCUCUGUAGGGAGAGGGGCAGUCACCAGCCCCCCUGGCAUCUCUGUCACACUGAUUUACUGGGGCCAACCUCGUUGACCCUGCCAGGUGGAGUGGAACCCAGUCUCCUUUGUCCCCUUGCACUGUACAUAGCCCUCAAGUCACCAGGCCCCCAACGCCCCUUCACUCAUUCUCGGGAGGCCCCAUGGAUCAUGGGUGGACAUGCCCCCCCACUGUCACAUCUGUCAGUCUUGUUUUAUGCAGAUUUGCUGUAGACUCCUCUCGCCUCCCCCAUCCUUUUAUUGUAAAUAUUGUCUCUAAAUGUGUAACAUAUUAUAAAGAAUUUAUAAGGAUUUUUAAAGAUGUUUUUCUCAUUUAAAAAAGUGUUGUAACAGUGUUGGAUAAAGGCCUCCACGUGCGCAUGGCUCCUGGCACCGUGUCCCUGACACACCGCUCUAGGUGACAACUAAGACUUCCUGCUUCCCAAAAGUCCUGUCUUUACAAGUACAGUCUUUAUCUUGGAAAUAAAUGGCCUUCUGGA